UCUUAAACUCAGGCAUCCUGCAGCAACUAAUAAGCAAUAUAAACCCACUAUUACUGCUGCUACUACCAACAUUGAGAAAAUGGCAGGUGGAAGACAAAUAUGCAAUGGAUGUGGGAUACAACUAGCCGUACCUCCAUCAGCUCAAACCAUUCGGUGCUCAAUCUGUCAAACCGUUACGUCAGUACAGUCAAUCAGUUACUCAUAUGUUCAAACCACUACUAAUCAUGACCCGGUACGUCAGGCCACACGUUGGUUCAAAGGCGUGCUUAACAAUGUUUCGAAUACAAUUGAUUCAGUAGUCGCUUCUUCCAUUAACAAUUCGGGUUCAACUCGUCCCUCUACUUACUCAUAUUAUCUUCCUAUUCAGCGGCCACUUGCUUUUCCACCAGUGCAUGGUAGAAAGAGGGCGCUUCUAAUUGGUAUAUCUUACCGGUCUAAGAGGUAUGAGCUCAAGGGAAGUGUCAACGACGUUAACUGCAUGAAAUUUCUUUUGAUUGAGAAAUUAGGAUAUCCAAAGGAUUCAAUACUGGUUCUAACAGACGAUGAGCGUGAAUGGAUUCCUACAAAGCGAAAUAUUCAACGGGCACUUCAGUGGCUUAUGGAAGGAUGCAAGUCGGGGGACUCUUUGGUGUUCCAUUAUUCAGGUCAUGGUGCUCAACAACCUAAUCGUAAUGGAGAUGAAGUUGAUGGUUUUGAUGAAACCAUUUGUCCUCUAGAUUAUGAGAAAGAAGGGAUGAUUCUCGACGACGAGAUAAAUGCUACUAUAGUUAGGCCUCUCCCUAAGGGUGCAACACUGCAUGCGAUCAUCGAUGCUUGCCAUAGCGGAACGGUCCUUGAUCUACCUUACUUUUGCAGGAUGAACCAGAAUGGAUACUAUACUUGGGAGGAUCACAGUCCUCCAUCCGGUGCAUAUAAAGGAACAAGCGGCGGGUUGGCUUUAUGUUUCAGUGCUUGUGAUGAUCAUCAAACCUCUGCAGAUACUUCUGCUCUUGCUGGUAAUGCGAUGACUGGUGCCAUGACAUUUAGUUUCAUACAAGCUGUUCAGAGCGCACCGGGACUUACAUAUGGUGCUCUGCAUCUCGCUAUGAGAACUGCUAUACGCGAGGCUAAAACUGGGAUACGUUUUAACGGCCCAAUUACAUCUGUUUUAAGGAAAAUGUUCCACAUUGGAUUGUCACAGGAACCUCAAUUGUCGGCUUCUGAGAAGUUUGACAUUUACAGCAAGCGAGUUGUUCUAUAGUCGAAGAUAAUAAUCUACAACCUUGCAAGUUUUCUUAAAAAGACAUUAUAAAUUUAUGAAAAGCCUGUAAUCGGCGUUUAUGACUAAUUAGUAUUUCUGUCUGUUUCUUAACUAACUUGCCAUUGUGAUGGUUGUAA
This is a messenger RNA of Papaver somniferum (opium poppy), 1377 nucleotides long. Its product is annotated as metacaspase-1-like. Bases 80 to 1240 code for a protein of 386 amino acids. The record is from RefSeq and is a predicted model, not a curated record. Gene Ontology annotation, biological process: proteolysis. Gene Ontology annotation, molecular function: cysteine-type endopeptidase activity. The transcript is spliced from 5 exons. Lineage: Eukaryota; Viridiplantae; Streptophyta; Magnoliopsida; Ranunculales; Papaveraceae.